Xyrichtys novacula (pearly razorfish) is the source of this 1702-nucleotide messenger RNA. The record is from the annotation of a GenBank genome assembly. Lineage: Eukaryota; Metazoa; Chordata; Actinopteri; Labriformes; Labridae.
AUGUGGAGGGGACGUGCUCAGAUCCUGGGCUUUGUGCUCUGCACUCUGGGCUGGGGCUUUGUGGGCUGUUCGCUUGCUAUGGAUCACUGGAGGUAAGAAAGGAAGAGUAGGAGUCGUUAUAGAAAAGUGGCUCAGUUAGAGGAUGGUAACUGAAAUAACCAUCAUUGAGAAAAGUGCAGCGAAUUUGGCUCUUUUGUCAACCUGAUCAUAGCCUUGAGCCAAUGAAUGAUGUAAAUCAAAACCUAUUAAAGCUCCUGUGAGAAGUUUUUGAUAGAUUUCAAAACAGACGAAAAUUAACAUGAUGUUCAAAAGCAAACGAAACCACUCAUGACAGUAUUCACAGUUUCUAUAAUUAAAUAUUUAAUUUUUGUAACUGCUGUGAAGGGGUACUUUUGAGGGAAAAACACAAAACAAUAGGGCUGGAGACGAUUAAAGCGGACAUCUAUCAAAUUAAAGAAAACAGACUAGAAGCUUUGGCAGUGUUACAGGAACCAUUGUGUGACAAUCAUCUAUAUAUGUAAAUUUUGUAAAGGAGCUCUAUUUGGUAAUCUUCUAUUUGGUAAUCUUCUAUAUUCUGUCUCUGGAGGGUGGCCCAGCUUGGAGGUCAAGGCGGCUCCUCUGUUGUGGUGAUAACUUUGUUCUGGUCUGACCUGUGGAGGGACUGCUAUAUGGACUCGACGGCUGUGAUGAACUGUGUGGACUUUGGGGUUCUGUGGGCGGUCAAACGUGAGCACAAACUCAACUAACCUGCGACUGUGUCACACGGUGUUGAUGAAAUCACUGUGUGUUUUUUUGUUUUUAGCGUACAUCCAAGCAGUCAGGGGGCUGCUCCUGAUUGGCUUGUGCCUCGGCCUGAUCGCCACAGUGCUCACGUUUUUUGGUAUGGAGUGCACACGCCUCGAGAGCAACCAGAGAAGUAAGGACCGGAUCUUAAUAACGGCGUCUGUUUUCCAUCUGAUCGGCUGUGAGUAUACUUGUUUACAUGAACAGGACCUUAGCUGUGGUGGGAGCAGCUCCUUCUAACUGGUUCUCCUUGUUUUAUUUCCCAUGCGUCAUGGGCUUCUCCCACAUGCAGGUGUAUCAGACAUGGCUGGUUACUGUUUAUAUACAAACAGAGUGGUUGCAGCUUUUUUACAUGCCAAAGCAGAUCCAACAAAACUGAGGUAAUGUGUGGUCUUUUAGUUACCCGCAUUAGUUCUUUGUGCGACCUAAACCAUUCUAACUAAGAUGUGUUUUAACGAUUAACUCUGCAGCUAUGAAAUUGGACCGCCCCUUUAUCUCGGCAUGGUUGCAAGUUUCCUGAUUUUCCUUGGCUGUAUCGUUCACUGCACAACUACAUGCAGAGCCACCGACCCAGAAAGGUUCGUUUGUACAUUUUUUUCUGACUAAUACACAAUUCUGUAAAAACUAUUGAUUCAAAGUCAAAGAAGUCACAUUGUGGACUCCUAAAUACUCACAAAUACCCACAAAUGUUCAUCACGACAACGUUUUUCCUCAGCAAACAUCCUGUGGUUCCCUUCCUCUCUGGAAAAGGAGAAGAAAAGGACAUUUUUAGAGGGUAUAAACACAUCUCUCUACCUUCAAAAAUGUCACAUGGCUUCAGACACAUCCCUUCCUACAAGAUGGCCUCUGUCAUAACAGUGUGACACUGAAAACUCACGUGGAUUGGGCACUUUAGGGUUCUGUACAAGAUCCGAGAGAC